This is a messenger RNA of Bipolaris victoriae FI3, 324 nucleotides long. RefSeq lists its product as hypothetical. The record is from RefSeq and is a predicted model, not a curated record. The transcript has a single exon. Lineage: Eukaryota; Fungi; Ascomycota; Dothideomycetes; Pleosporales; Pleosporaceae. The annotation marks the transcript as partial.
AACUGCCGGUGGGUCUUCAGUGGCCGCUUUGUCCAAAAACAGCAUUUAUUGAAGAUGAAGCGCAAUUUUUUGCAUGGUUGGAUGGUGAAGGAGGCCAACGUUGUCAUGAAGAAUGCCUUUGUGUUGGGACAAGACACAGUCAAAGCGUGCAGCCGUAGGAAGAAUCCAGACAAGAGUGUCAGGGAUUAUGAAGAACACAUGUUUCCACGAUCCAUGGAGGCGGUGAUCAAGACGGCCAAGAGCAGGGAAGGGGAUUUCAGUGGAGCCGGGGCAAAAGAGUGUAUAUAUAGGUUGGAAGCAUACUGUUUUGGCCAGGGGGGAUAG